AUGGAUUCUGUGUUUUUGCCGGUCCCAGAUGUUGCGCUCGGUAAAACCCUCCCCCUUCGCACGAGAUGCCCCACCGUCCCUCACAGCACGCCGCUGACUGACGGCGUUCCAACUGUCAGUCUGUUGCGUGACUGCACCAGCCUCUCUCCAUCAGACACAUGGGACCCAUUAAGCCUGGUGCGCCACAGCCUCAGUGCCACAACACCAGGCCCCGGGGAGCAGAGGAGCAGAGGAGCAGAGGAGCAGAGGAAGCAGAAGAGCAGAGGGAGCAGAGGAAGCAGAGGAGCAGAGGGAGCAGAGGGUGCAGAGGAGCAGAGGAGCAGAGGGAGCAGAGGAGCAGAGGGAGCAGAGGAAGCAGAGGAGCAGAGGGAGCAGAGGGUGCAGAGGAGCAGAGGAGCAGAGGGAGCAGAGGAGCAGAGGGUGCAGAGGGAGCAGAGGAGCAGAGGGUGCAGAGGAGCAGGGGAACCAGAGGAGCAGGGGAACCAGAGGAGCAGGGGGACCAGAGGAGCAGAGGGUGCAGAGGAGCAGGGGAACCAGAGGAGCAGAGGACCAGAGGAGCAGAGGGAGCAGAGGAGCAGGGGAACCAGAGGAGCAGGGGAACCAGAGGAGCAGGGGGACCAGAGGAGCAGAGGGUGCAGAGGAGCAGGGGAACCAGAGGAGCAGAGGACCAGAGGAGCAGAGGGAGCAGAGGAGCAGGGGAACCAGAGGAGCAGAGGACCAGAGGAGCAGAGGGAGCAGAGGGAGCAGAGGAGCAGAGGGAGCAGAGGGAGCAGAGGAGCAGAGGGAGCAGAGGGUGCAGAGGAGCAGGGGGACCAGAGGAGCAGAGGAGCAGAGGAAGCAGAAGAGCAGAGGGAGCAGAGGAGCAGAGGGUGCAGAGGAGCAGGGGAACCAGAGGAGCAGGGGAACCAGAGGAGCAGGGGGACCAGAGGAGCAGAGGGUGCAGAGGAGCAGGGGAACCAGAGGAGCAGAGGACCAGAGGAGCAGAGGGAGCAGAGGAGCAGGGGAACCAGAGGAGCAGAGGACCAGAGGAGCAGAGGGAGCAGAGGAGCAGAGGGAGCAGAGGGAGCACAGGAGCAGGGGAACCAGAGGAGCAGAGGACCAGAGGAGCAGAGGGAGCAGAGGGAGCAGAGGAGCAGAGGGAGCAGAGGAGCAGAGGGAGCAGAGGGUGCAGAGGAGCAGGGGGACCAGAGGAGCAGAGGAAGCAGAAGAGCAGAGGGAGCAGAGGAAGCAGAGGAGCAGAGGGAGCAGAGGAAGCAGAGGAGCAGAGGGAGCAGAGAGUGCAGAGGAGCAGGGGGACCAGAGGAGCAGAGGGAGCAGAGGAGCAGAGGGUGCAGAGGAGCAGGGGGACCAGAGGAGCAGAGGGAGCAGAGGAGCAGAGGGAGCAGAGGAGCAGAGGGUGCAGAGGAGCAGGGGAACCAGAGGAGCAGGGGGACCAGAGGAGCAGAGGGAGCAGAGGGAGCAGAGGGUGCAGAGGAGCAGGGGAACCAGAGGAGCAGGGGGACCAGAGGAGCAGAGGGAGCAGAGGGAGCAGAGGGAGCAGAAGAGCAGAGGGAGCAGAGGGAGCAGGGGGAGCAGAGGAGUGUGGUGCGGCAGGUGAAGCCUCUGAUUGGUCCACUCUCCACCGUCCUGAAGCUGCUCAUGCGCCACCUCAGCACCCAGGGCGAGACCGGCCACAACAUCAUCAACGUCCACGUCUUUGUCUCCGAGUUCUGGUUCUAA
Knipowitschia caucasica is the source of this 1719-nucleotide messenger RNA. NCBI's taxonomy places the organism in Eukaryota, Metazoa, Chordata, Actinopteri, Gobiiformes, Gobiidae. The record is from the annotation of a GenBank genome assembly.